Molecule: messenger RNA, 327 nt
Organism: Bipolaris zeicola 26-R-13
Lineage: Eukaryota; Fungi; Ascomycota; Dothideomycetes; Pleosporales; Pleosporaceae
Exons: 2
Coding region: 1-327 (108 amino acids)
Source: RefSeq, a predicted model, not a curated record
AUGGCGACAAGCCUCCGCGGCGCCAUGAGAGCUUGUGUGGGCUCAAGCAUCCAGAGUCUCUUUUCUUUGCCGUGGUCGGGCCUGGUGUUGUUGCGCCGCUCUGGCUCCAGUAUGGUUGUGCUUGCAGCUGUCCCGCAAAGUUACCGCCGUGCGGGAGACGCGAAGGAAAAAGUCCCCCGUGGGGAAAAAAACACAACGGCUUGCUUAGCGCGAUAUGGCGUCCUUGGCUGCCCCGACGCGGUUACAUCCACUGUCCACCCCCCAACAACCACUGCACACGCGCUCUUGGCUCCUCUUGGCCCGUAUCAAGGUCCAGUGGCUGACUGA